Capsicum annuum is the source of this 330-nucleotide messenger RNA. RefSeq lists its product as uncharacterized. The coding region runs from base 1 to 330 and encodes 109 amino acids. The transcript is spliced from 2 exons. NCBI's taxonomy places the organism in Eukaryota, Viridiplantae, Streptophyta, Magnoliopsida, Solanales, Solanaceae. The record is from RefSeq and is a predicted model, not a curated record.
AUGGUUGUUGAUAUUUGUGCUGAUCACCCCAGUGCCUUUUGGAAUCGCAAAAAGCAUAUUGUUACUCUUCCAUAUGAAGAUACUUUCUCUGAGGAUAAUAUCCCAACAAAAUCUCGACCUUGUCAGAUGAAUGUUGAGUUAGCUGAAUUCUACAAAAAAAAGAUUGAUAAUCUAUUACAGAAAGGUUUGAUAAAGCCUUCAAAAUCCCCAUGGUCUUGUACCACUUUUUAUGUUAAUAACGUAGCAGAAAAGGAACGAGGAGUUCCCAAGGUUGAUCCUCCAUGGAAAAUAGCCAGAGAAAAAGGACAGGGUAGAUCAGGAGAAAGAUAA